AUGGAAUACAUGCUCCCUUCGAAACUCCGCCCAACACGCAUGCAAGCGAGACCAACAGCAACCGGCCAACACAAUCACGACCACAGAUUGUGCUCUUUAAGGUUGACAGGAGGACAGCCGGCGUCCGGUCUUGGCGGUUUCGACCAUACACUUCUCUGCCUUGGAGUCGCAGACUCGAAGGAGCGCAGCGCUGAAAUUGGUAGUUCCAACAAGCCGACAACCUUGGCUCGGAGCCAAGUGAGACAGACUCAACGAAACGCUUCAUUUGACGUUUCUAUACCUCCGGACAGUUCCAGUUGCAGCCAAGCAUUUGAGGCGACCGGUGGAGAGUUUGCCAAGUUGACGCGACUGAUUGUUCAGCUCACUUCUGCUGCGAGUGAAAGUGAGCCAAAUAAAGAAAUGUGGAGGUGA
This is a messenger RNA of Protopolystoma xenopodis, 411 nucleotides long. The record is from the annotation of a GenBank genome assembly. NCBI's taxonomy places the organism in Eukaryota, Metazoa, Platyhelminthes, Monogenea, Polystomatidea, Polystomatidae.